Stegodyphus dumicola is the source of this 7431-nucleotide messenger RNA. Its product is annotated as ubiquitin-conjugating enzyme E2Q-like protein 1. The record is from RefSeq and is a predicted model, not a curated record. Lineage: Eukaryota; Metazoa; Arthropoda; Arachnida; Araneae; Eresidae.
ACAGCCAUUUCUCUCCUCUUCCCGAAUAUCUCGAUUCCUAUUCUGGCAUGAUCGUCUCUGGACAUUUUCUACUUAUCUGUCAUUAACGAUUCGUAUUAAGAUUAGAAGGAAAAGUGAAUGAAUUUGUAGUGGUAUUUACUUUUGCAGUCCGUGCGCAUGGAUAAAGUCCUCUCAUCAUGGAUUUGAAUAUCGACUCUUUCCGUUCUUGCUCUAGCUCAUCUAGGGAAGAACGCUAGGGGUGACCGCGUCCAGCCAAUGAAUGGCGUCGUAUGACGUCACGUGACGCCAUCAUCUCCCCCGCCGCGACACGUCCGUGAAGCUGCAGUUUCCGUAGGGGGAUCACAAGCUGCGUUUCAGAAUAAAGCUAUAGACCCACUCGGCGACACAACAUCCAAGUGACUGACUCCUCAGAUUCCUCAGUCAUUGGCUAGGUAGCUAAUAUUGUUAAAUUCUAACAGCUUUUACCUGUCCGAAAUGCAUCAAGGUAAGCUGCAGGAUUUCGUACCUGUGAUAGACGUCAUGUGACACCGGACUUUCAAAAACAAUCAUCUAGAUGUAUUAAUCAGUAUUAUUCAUCUUCAUCACGCUUGCAAACAUGGCUUCAGCUCUUAGAAAGCUUUUUAAAACUUCGGAGCGGCAUAGGUCUGGCGAUAGAGCAGGCGGCUGGCGCCGCAAAAACAACAGCAAGAAUGGACCCGCCGAUUCCCCAACACAUCACAACCAUUCAGCAGCUAUGCGUUUUUUCGGGCAUUGUCCAAGCCCUAAAAUGUCAAAAAGAGAUACAAACAAAAUCAGCCCAGAAGAUGGUGCCAACAGCCAGAAACUGGCAUCUAGUGCGAACGGUGCGAGUGGAAUCAGCAGUCAUUCCGAUUCAUUCAAUGCUUGCGCAGUCGACAAAACAUCUUCCACAGGAAGCACUGCAUCUCCAAAUCGUAGUGUCCGUUUCAAGUCGUCCAAAUCUUCAAAAACUGCCCCUAAAGCACCUAUAGCUGAAGGUCCGUCAUUAAAGCACACCCAAACGGUCCGAACGCGCCGCUUGAUGAAAGAGUUCCAAGAAAUUACAAAGUAUUCCAGAAGUUUGGAAAAACCGCCGUUUGUGGUAGAGUUAGUGGAUGACAACUUGUACGAAUGGAACGUGAAGCUCUUUCAGAUUGAUCCAGAGUCAGAUUUUUAUCACGACAUGCAGGAGGCGGACAUUGGACAUGUUCUCCUUAACAUGGUCUUCCCUGAAAAUUUUCCGUUUUCUCCACCUUUCAUGCGUGUUAUUUCUCCACAUGUUGAAAAAGGAUUUGUGAUGGAAGGAGGAGCUAUAUGUAUGGAGUUGUUAACCCCGAGAGGAUGGGCCAGCGCAUAUACCAUUGAGGCAGUUGUAAUGCAGUUUGCAGCUAGUUUGGUGAAAGGCCAAGGUCGAAUAGCUCGCAAAUGCAAGAAUGGAAAAGAGUUUAGUCGCAAGUCAGCUGAAGCAUCUUUCCGAAGUUUGGUGAAAACUCAUGACAAGUACGGAUGGGUGACUCCACCUCUUGCUGAUGGUUAAUCUACUUACCGUGUUCACUUCGGCUCUAUUAGGAUAACCGACAUGGAAUUCCGGCAUGUUCAUCGUCCAAUGACCUGGUCUCAGUCGUGGUUUUGGUGACCAUAAAUUUGUGAUCUUGUUUAAUAGAGGAUGUAAUCACUUGUACUUUAUUGUUUAUGUGUUCAAAAUUAUAUUUAAUGCGUGAAUGUUAUAUUUGAUUCUUAUAUACACCUAGUUGUUCAUGAAUAUGUUGUAUUUCUUUAAAUGUGUCACUUAGGAUACAAAUCUGUCUUAGAGAUUAAACACUCGGGUUUGAAGUUGUAAAUGCCAAAGAUUAAUUAUGUUUUGGUAAUCGAAUUUCCUUCAUUAGAUUUAUCACUAAAAUUUCGCCCAGCGUUCUGUGCAAAUUUAUGGUAAACACAUAUUACGAUUGAACAAUGAAAGUCUGUGAUCAUGUUAUGUGUUCAUACAUUGCUCAUGGUAUUUGUAGUUAAUUUAUUACAUCCGAGAUAUAUUUUUUAAUUAGAGAUUAUGUGACGUAAAACGUCAUAUUAGGUUAUUUAAUAUUAUUUAAGACAUCUUUUCAUAUUUUGAGAGAUUUCUCACUCCAAAAAGCAUGCAACAUGCAAUAAUCUGUGAUUAAAAAUAAAUUAUUCCACGUCAGGUGCUACAAUUUCAUAAAGAAGUUUUUAGCGUGGUCAACCACAUGAGCUUCAACUUCACAUGCACCUCACUUUUAUGGAUUAAAAACAAAUUAAGAUAUCUGAAUAGAGCGCCAAAGCACAGAUUCAUGCGUUAUAAAUGCUUUUAGCAGAAAAGUACAGAGCUUUUCAUCUUUGGCACUUACAAAAUAGACCGGUCCACAAUUAAUUGUAAUGUCCAAACGUGAAACUUCACACAAAACAGUAUUUCCUAGAGGGAAUAGGAAUUAUUCCUAAGAUUUCUAAUAAAGAUUGAUAUUUUUAGGCAGGGAACGGGUAGCACCUGUUAUCUUGUUAUCGCAGUACACAUAUUUGCAAAUAAAAAUCAUCAAUAAAAUAAUGGUAUUAUUGAUUCUUUGUUAAUAUUUCCUACCCAUCUUAAAUACAGAAGUAAAUAUCUAUAUUAAAUACUUUAUCUCAACAGUUCAAGCAUAUUAUUGUCUUUGAGUUUCUGUAUAUUUCUAUCAGGUUACUAAUACUUACUUUAAUUUAUUAAUUUUUUGUCUUAUUAAUUAAUGAUUAACAAUUAAUUAUUUAAUUGUUUAUAAUUAUACAAGGUGCAUUUUUUAUUUAACGGCAAAUUUAGAUUUCAGUAAAUCAGUAAAAAUAAUAUUAUCUCAGUGAAUAACAUGUUUAUAAUCUGCAGCUGUCUAAACUAAAGUUUAUAAUAAGAUGUUUUCUGACUGUCCCUCAGGAAAUAAUUCGCAUUAUUUGAUCUCUGUUUUAAUUAUUCUAUCAGAUAUUAACUAUUUUUCAUUGCAAUUAAACAACUUCGAGAUUUUCGUAAUAAAGAUAAGACGAUUCACUUGAUUAUUAGGAAAUUUAGAAUUAGUUUUGAUUGCAUUUGCGAAACAAUAAUGAAUCCACGUCACCUUUAAAAAUGUUAAAAUAAUAAAAAAGCAGUUAUUUAUGAUUUUAUAAAACCCCAUUCGAAACUUUAUUAUAUAUAUCGAAAAUAUUUGACUAAAAGUAUUUUAUUUUUUCCCAGCUAAUAGUUUCAUAGUUGUCAUUCUCUUACAUUCAACAACAUUCCUUUUAAUAGCUGAAACUUCAUGUUGAUGGUAUGUAUAUUCAGUAUUUAUGGUCACCAUAAAAACCUUAAAAAAACUUAUAUUUCAUCCAUUUAUAUACAACUUACAGUAUAAAAACCUUCUAUUUGAAAGUCACUGUUUUUUGCCUUUGAAUUUAACUGCCACCGUUCUAUACAAUAUAGAGAAAAAUUUAUCUGUAAAUGUUGCAGUUUUCAUUUCAAUUUAAAUAUGAAAUUUUAUUAAAAUGUUUUUAAAUGUAGGCUCAUGUUUUCCUUUUUAUUGCAUGCAAAAACACUCAUGAAAUACUGCCUGCUUAAAUAAUUGACUAAUCAGUUAUUUAAGUCCUAUUCAAUAACAAUUAAGAAAAAUUACAAUAAAAUAACAGACUUUUAAAUAUAUGUUGCAUAUAUCAUGUAUUUAUCAUGGAUAUGCACAUAACAUACACAUCCGUCAGGUACUUUUAAUGACAACGUUCAUGUAUUUUGAAGAUGAGUUUGUCAUUCCAUAAAUUAACUGAUGUGCAUCUCUUUAAAUGCGAAAUAAAAAUAAUUGUUUAUUCAUUAACUAGCUAUUCGAAAUCAAAUAAUUAUUCAUAUAAUUUUUCCAAAACACAGAACAGUGUUUCCACCUUUCAAUCCACUAUCUACUUAUUCAACUAAGUCUCGUGGAAAAAUAUUGCAUAAAGUUUGUUUAUGAAUGGAAAUGUUAUUAAGGAAAGAUAUUUGAAACAUGUUGAAUUUUUAAAGCAGAUACCAACCCUAUGAUCUUUAACAAAUUAAAUUAACUUGAAAUGCUUAUAUUUCUGUAAAUACAAAAAAUUAGAAAUGAAUUGGAUAUACAUAGAUUCCUAAAAUAGAAUGAUGUCUGAAUAAUGUAGAGAGAACUAAGUAAAUUCUUCUCAGAAAUAAGUACAUUUUUCAUACCUAUAACAGACUGCAUUGAAGAAUGAAAAGAUGAUAGUUUUCUAAUAUUUAGGGAUUAAUAAAAAUAUUCAUCUUUUCUAUCAUAAUCUAACACAAGAAAUGUUCAGAUUGCAAGUGAACCUGCUUAAUUCCUAGCUUUUUCAAAUGCAAUUAUUCAAAAUUUUAUUUACAAUAAUAUGACAGGUUUAUAAUUACGUAGAUAGGCUAGUUAAAAGAAUAAAAGUUGAGCCAUAAUGCUAGUAAUUUAUUUCAAUUUAUAUAUAUUAUCUGAUAUAUAUAAAUUGAUAUAAAAUGAUUUAAUAUAUGUCAGAUAUAUAUUAUCUGACAUAUAUUAAAUGGACAAGAGAUUUUACAUUUUCAAGGUAAGGUACAUGUACUACAGCGUGAUUCCUUUAAACUUUUCCAUUACAAGUGUGACCCCAUGUACAGACAUUGUCGACAGCUCUGUUUCAGGUAUACAUCUUAGGCAUUUUAGUGUUUUUAAUAGUAUAUUUUAAAUCUUUUUAUACGAUUUUAAAAAUAUAGCUUAAUUCCUUUAAAUUAAGUAAUUAAAUGCCUUUUUAUCUUACCUCUUUGGAGAAAUUUUUGAAUUACUUAUGAAAAUAUUUAUUAUGAAUUACUUAUUACUAAUUAUGAAAAAUUAAUAAACUAGUACCCCUCAAACUAAGAGAAAAGGUAAGCCAAGCAAAAUUUAAAAAAAUUGUGUUUUAUUAAAAAAAUUUAUUAAAAAUAUUUCAAAUGAAAUAAUUGUUAAAAAGCAUUUUAAUUUUUUGAUGUGGUAAGGAAAAUAAAAUGCGAUUGCUUAUUUAAAUAGCUUACCGUUUAGAUUUAGCUUAUAUGGAUUCAGUUGCACUUAAUAAAGUAGAAUACAAUGCCUGUUCGUUAACUAUAAAUUACAGAAAAGCUAUUUCUGAACAUCCAUGACGUGUCUUGAAUAUAAUUUUGUUAUAUGGUGCUUCAAAAUGUCAGAAUCGAAAUUUGACGCAUUCUUCCUGAAAAUGGAACCAAAAAGAAAUUGCUGAAGAAUCCUAAAAUUGUAUUGUUUUUACAAAAUUUGCCUUUUUUUUAUUGGCUGUACAGACGGUGAUUCGGAUUUCGACAACGUCCUGUUUUGGCUUGUGAUUAAACAAAUUUCAAGCAGAAAAAUUAAAUUAAAUUUACUUCCGCUCCGCCAAGCAAAAUAUUUUGGUUGUUCUUAGCUUUCGUGUCUUUGCGAAACUCUUUUGCUUUUAUAUCUUUUUGAAAAAAUUGCAUUUAUCCAUACCUUUUCACAUGAUUCUAAAUCGUGCACAUGUACCUUACCAUUAAUUUAACCAAUUAAAAGAGUAACUUAUUCUUCAGAGUUUUUAUAUUUAUAUAAUCACGAAACCCUACAAAUGGUGAUUUUAGCCAAGGCAAGCAAUUAGAGGACUAUAAAAGGUUUAGAUUUUAUAUCAACACUCCUACUAAACAUAAAAGAAACAAAUACCUUCCUACAUUUGAACUAAAUAAAGAUUACGGUGGAUAAUUUCCUAAACAUUUUUGUCUCAUGUACAUGAAACUUUGAAUCGGAUGUGAUAAUUCUAUUCUCAUUUCAUCUAAAAAGCAUUUAAAGAUUUUCGAGACUAAUAACAAUUGUUAAUCAAGUAUUAUAAGUAAUUAAGUUAAAAUGGAGCUUAGUAUUUCACGUGCCAAAUUGAAAACUAUAUUAAUGUAUAAAAAGCGAAAAAUACCAAAUUUAUGGCUGUUUGGUAAAUGACAGUUUCAUUUAUAACUACUUUCAUUUAUUAAAUCCCUAAUAUUUUUAAUUAACGUCAAAAACCCCUUCAAAGGCUGAAAUCAGUUUUCUUGUACAUGUUUAUAUGUAUAUACAUUAUUUGUACUCCUUCACAUUUUUCUCCUUUAAAGAAGUCUCAGCAAAAAGUCUAAUAUCAAAAAUAUGAAGCUCUUACAUGUAACUGACUAAUUACAAAAGGAAAUAAACAUCAGCAUUCAUAAUUACUUAUUAUGUAAAGCUAAUUUCCUUUCAAAACUGCCCAGUAAAAAGCAACUGAAUAGAUUAAGAACCGCACUUCUAUUGACAGUAUUAAAAUAACAAAGCAAAAAGGACAUUAAACAGAACACUUUCUGAAAUUUUGACUUCUAGGUAUGUUUUACAAAAAGGCAGCCAAAUUAGAUGGAACAGAAUUAUUGUAAAUUUAUAUAACUUUUAAAUUAUUACUUAAGUACUUGAUUUAAGUUGAUAAAUUUUAAAUUACAAGUGUGUUAAUAAAGAUAUAAAUUUCAGCAAUUAUAUAUUAAUAUACUUAUAUUUCCAGUAAAUUGUAUUAUUAGCCUUUGAAAAGAUAAUACUUUAUUUUAAUCUAAACUAUUAUAUCAUUGUAAUAUGAAACAAAUAUAUAUAAACAAUAAAAUUUAUUGUUUGGAAACAGAUUAUUAGAAUUAAGUCUAUAACUAUUGCAAGACCAAAAAAAUAUAAAAAUCUACAUUGAAUUUUCCCCUUAAAAUUUGUCUGGUAAAAGCUAAACAUUUUAAUAACGUUAAGUUUUUCGAAAAGUGUAGGUUAUUAAACAAUUUCUAUGGAUUAGGAUUAGAAAAAAUGUACAUAUAGAAAUCUUUUUUGCCUGUUUCAACAUUGCAGAAACUAUACAUACAUCUGCAGAUAUAAGUACAACUCUACAUCAAAGUCGACUAAAAUGUUUAUUACAGCACUAUUAUACUGAAAAGGAAAUUUCAUGAAGUUUCUUUAAUAUUUUAUUCAGUGCAUACAACUGAACAGAAUAUACCUAUAAGUAUUUAGCAAAUAGUACUUACUCUUUAAAAUCGUGAAUGAGGCUUCAAAUUCGAAAAUGUAGAUCCUAUAGUUGUUCAACUGCACAGCAUCUUCCAUCCAUAUCUUUUUCAAGUAAAAUUAAGCUUGUCAUUUAAUUUACAACUGUGUUCUGUAAACGUACGUCUUCUUAUUCUAUGGUGAAAACAAAUGUAGAUUGAUUCGUGAAAACACUUUUUGCUUUCAAAACAUCUACUAGAAUUUCUUUGUUAUAUAUAUGUUUCAUUGUUGUGCACAGCAGAAGAUACUUGAUUAAGUAUCUCAUUAUUUAUAGAUGUUUCAUCCAGCAAGCACACCUAAGGAUAAUUAUCUGUCAUUACUGGAUAUAAUUUAUGCUUAUUAUGCAAAUGCUGUAUGUAUUGAAAUUCCACAAUCUUUCCUUAUUGGUGCUGUAUGUCAUUGUUAUAAAUAUGUAAUUAAAAAUAAAUAAAAUUUAUUGUGUUACUAUUUCAAA